This is a messenger RNA of Lolium rigidum, 915 nucleotides long. RefSeq lists its product as uncharacterized. The coding region runs from base 327 to 737 and encodes 136 amino acids. NCBI's taxonomy places the organism in Eukaryota, Viridiplantae, Streptophyta, Magnoliopsida, Poales, Poaceae. The transcript has 4 exons. The record is from RefSeq and is a predicted model, not a curated record.
UGACCACCGCCGCGACAUCGCUUCCUCCCCCUCUAUCUAGUGUAUGGCAUGGAAGCCUCGAUUCUCCGCCACCCGACGAGCCCUAGACAAGCAGCGCCGCCGCGUGUCUGCUUCCAGCCCCGGCCGGUCGUCCUCUUCCUUCCCCAUCUCUGCCCGAUCGUCCUCCUCCAUCCCAUCUCCCUCUGCCAUCCCUUCUCCAGGCCGGCCACCAAUGGCGUCCACGUCCCCCAGCUCCUCCGCCAGCACGCGCUCCGACCUGUCGCUGCCGGCCACCUCUCCAACACGCUACUCCCGGUAGUACAACUUUUGGAGGAAGUCAACGAGCAAUGUCUGUUGUCAUGUACACAAACUUGCUAAUAUUAAGAAGUUAUGAGCCCCAUUUGCGUCGAGGCUCCCGAGUCCAUCAUCGACGAGCCGCUGCUGCUAGGCCUGACCAUGCUUACCUGUGCUGGAGCGCAUCAACCCUGGCCAUGUACCGCAUUCACGGCGUUAGUUUACCAUGCUGCAACCGCAGCGGUCUGCAAUCUCAGGUUUCCAUGAUGGAGCAUGAUUUUUACCUAAGAAGAAUACUCACUGGGUGUGUAACCUCUGGAGUUAUCCAUGUAGGCAACAAAGUUCAUGGUCUGUGCAACAGAGAUAAAGGGAUUCAGAACAUUGACGAUGGAAAGGUUUUGACUGCUCUACCAGCAGUUGAGUUGGGACCCUCCCACAAUAUCUAUGACUUUCAGUGUGAAUGAUUCAACACUGAGUGGCCAUGAUGGCGCUCAUGUAAGUACCAGAUAACUGGUCUUUACAUCAGUGAACGAGUUCCUUUUACUUGAUCCUCUUUCUGCCUGAGUAAACCUGAGCCACCCUUCUAUUUGACUGAGUAGAACAACAUAAGUAAAAUGUAUGUGAUGGCUGCAUGAAGAGGCU